Molecule: messenger RNA, 3050 nt
Organism: Clupea harengus (Atlantic herring)
Lineage: Eukaryota; Metazoa; Chordata; Actinopteri; Clupeiformes; Clupeidae
Gene: cnga4
Product: cyclic nucleotide gated channel subunit alpha 4
Biological process (GO): monoatomic cation transmembrane transport
Cellular component (GO): plasma membrane; intracellular cyclic nucleotide activated cation channel complex
Molecular function (GO): intracellularly cAMP-activated cation channel activity; protein-containing complex binding; intracellularly cGMP-activated cation channel activity
Source: RefSeq, a predicted model, not a curated record
CCCGCCCACACACACACGUACACAAACACACACAUCUAUCCACACACACUUUCUCUCUCUCUCUCUCUCUCCCUCAGCUGGACAGAUUGGCGAAAUUGGAUAGUGGAUCCGUCUGGAGAGUUUUACUACGGCUGGUUGCAGGUCAUGAUCUUUCCCAUCUUAUACAACUGGGUUAUCAUCAUCUGCAGGGCCUGUUUCUAUGCCAUAGAGGAGAACUUCCUGGCUGCCUGGCUGACUCUGGACUACGUCUCUGACCUGUUCUACAUGGCUGAUAUGGCAGUGAGGGGGCGCACAGGUUUCCUGGACCAGGGCAUCCUGGUGCACGAGGUGUCCCGUCUGAAGACGCACUACCUGUUCUCGCGCAGCUUCCUGUUGGACCUGGUCUCCGUGCUGCCCACCGACCUGCUCUACCUGCACCUGGGCGUGCACACGCCGCUGGUGCGCCUCAACCGCCUCCUCCGCACCCGCCGCCUCUCCGAGGCCAUGGACCGCAUGGAGACGCGCACCGCCUACCCCAACACCUUCCGCAUCGCCAAGCUCAUGCUCUACAUCUUCGUGCUCAUCCACUGGAACGCCUGCUUCUACUUCGCGCUGUCCCACUACGUCGGGUUCGGCUCCGACCGCUGGGUCUACCCCAAUAUUUCGCGACCCGAGUUCGCCUCCAUGCAGCGUCAGUACUUUCACUGUUUCUGGUUCUCGGCGCAGAUCUUCACCACGGUCGGGGACACUCCGUUGCCGCGGCGCGAGGAGGAGUACCUGUUCAUGAUCGCCGACCUGCUGAUUGCCGUGCUGGUGUUCGCCAGCAUCGUGGGCAACGUGGGAAACGUGAUCACGAGUCUGCGUAGCAGGGACAAUGUGUUCUUCCCCAACCACGAGCUCGUCAAAAGCUACCUGGGCAGCAGACGCAUCAGCAAGGACCUGCGCAACCGCGUCAACGGCUGGUAUCAACAUCUGCACAUCAACAAGAAGAUCACGCGUGAGAAUGAGAUCCUGCAGCAGCUGCCAGAUUCCCUCCGCACGGACAUCGCCGUGAGUGUCCACCUGCCCACCCUAUCCAAGGUCACCAUUUUCCAGAACUGUGAGAAGAGCCUGCUGGAGGAGCUGGUACUCAAACUCACCCCACAGGUGUACAGCCCAGGUGAGUACGUGUGCAAGAAGGGGGACGUGGGUCACGAGAUGUACAUCAUUAGGGAAGGCAAGCUGGCUGUGGUGGCCGACGACGGGGUCACUCAGUACGCCGUGCUCGGGGAGAGCCAGUUCUUUGGAGAGAUCAGCAUCCUCAACCUCAAAGGGAACAAAUCUGGCAACCGGCGGACAGCAAACAUCCGCAGCAUCGGCCACUCAGACCUCUUCAGUCUGUCCAAGGAGGACCUGACGGCCACGCUCAACGAGUUCCCGGCUGCCAAGCGCCACCUAGAGGAGAAGGGACGUCAGAUCCUCACCAAGAUGGGCAUGCUGGACGAGACCGCUGGUGAUGGGAGUCAGGAAGAGCCGGUGGAGGCCAAGGUGGAGCAGCUGGAACAGAACUUGGACACCCUGCGCACUAAGCUGGCCCGGCUGAUGAUGGAGCUGGAGUCCAGCGUGCUGAAGAUGGAGACGCGGGUGGAGCAGCUGGAGCUACAGACCGAGGGCUGGGGCGGGAUAGUAGCAGAGGGAGGGGAGGAGGAGGGAGAGGGAGAAGAGGCGGAGGAGGAGGAAGAGCUUGGCGAGGAGGUGGGGAUUAGAGCGGGAGGGAGAGUGUGGAGCCCAGGAGGAGGUGACAGUCAAAGGGAGGGAGGAGAUGGGGAAAGGGAAGGAGGAGGAGGAGGAGGAGGAGGAGGGGAUGAUGGGGAGAGAGGAGAGGGAGAUGGAGGAGACGGGACAGAGGAUAAAGGAGAGAAAGAUGGAGAGAAGAAGGUGAAAGUGGUUGGUGGAGGGGAGACGGAGGUAGAGAGAGAGGAGGAGAAGGAGGUGAAGACUCAGACUGAAGAGGAGAAUUCCGAUGAAAGGAAAGAUGGAGAAGAGUGAUCAGCAAAUUAAUUCAAGGGCAGCUUGUGAAUGAUGAUGUACAUGACAGUGAUUUACCUGGCUGCGAUGGCUUUAAUCAGCUGAUGAUUUACAGUGAUUGACAUUGUUUUCUACACUACACAAUCUCAUAAAAAAGGUGAUUGGGUGAUUUGCCAGCUUUGCUGAUUUAUUCAUGUUUUUUUUUUUUUUUCUCAAUGUGUGUGACAUACUGUAUACUGAGCCUAUAAACAUUAACUUUUCAUAUAUAUGUGCACUAUAUUUGACAGAUAAUACACUAUAAAGAUCACAAGCUACCCAAAUGAAUAUAAAUGAAGUAUUCAACUUGCGCUUCUCUAAGACGCCCAGUAGAUGGAGGCAAACACUAAAUUUCACUAGCACUGUACACGGUUAUCUUUCCGUUCAUACAGAUGAGGGCUUGCUUGGACAUAUUUUACGGGACAGUGGGACAGUUUUAAAUCCACUGUAAGAGGUGCUUCAUCACUUAUGCGAUGGUUUAUGUUUGUAGGAAAACGUGAGUGAUGGGGAUCGCAGAUGGUGAAGAAUGAUUUGUCUUCGGUAGAGAUUGCAACAACUGGCGGCUACUGGGGCACAAAGACAGGCCAGAUUUCACCGGUGUUUAAUCACUCUCGUGGCGCGGCUAUGUCACCGAUAACCUAUUAAGUCCCAUUAUGUCCUCUCUCUGGUGGAACAUGUUCAGUGCACUGAUGUGUGUGUUGUUUUAUGGGGUGAAUAUGAUGACACAGGCUUUAGUGUGAGAUUUGGGGUGGCUUCAGAAUGUUAUGCGAUAGCCUACGCCUAGAGCUCGGAGUUGUAGCCUAUUUAAUGCUUUGGCGCUUGCUUUGAGCUCUGUUUCACAUUUUUCUCUUCUUAAGAGUUGUUGGUUUAUAGUCCUUCAAUGUUUUUUGAGGACAGUUUUUUUCAGAGAGGGCCAAAUUCCUCAAAGUCUAGAGGCUACGACAAAAACAGUGAGAAAAAAAAAUAAGUUUAACUUCACACAUCUUGAGUAAAAUAUGUAAUUUCAUGUCAUUAUUUCAUUUCAUGUA